GUGGAGUAUGGCGUGCCCAACCAAACUCAAUAAAGCAAUCUUCCAUGGUGGUAGAAUGCUUUAUUGAAUUUUCAUGAGGAGGCGAAGAAGGCUCAAAGGCGUUCUGUGUGUAGCUGACUGUUCUUUCGUCCAAUCGGGAUGAACAAAGGGUCGACAUUGUUUUCCCGUGAGUGGUCCACAUCGGAGCUGGCUGAUGGCAUGGCCCACCUGUUGACGGAUAUGCGUGCUGAGCUUCCCGAUGAUUUGGAACACCUUAAGGUGCUUGAACGGAGUCUUGCCGAUCUAGAAGCUGCCCAGAAGACCGCUGAAGCCCGAGAGGAUCUUGAUUUGAUGGAACUCAAGAAAAUGGAGAUAGAACUUGAGGUGAAGACCGCUGCUACGCCGCAGUAUCACCAUGCCCGUGAACAAGCUGCCGCGGAAUCCCAACAGACUCAGACCCAACCUGAGGUGUCACCUACCCUGCCAGACUCCGAUGGAGAAUCGCUCCGUAAGAUGAAGAGCGCUUCCAUGGAACCUACACCGGAAGAGGAACGCGACCCUGAUCUCUCUGCAGUCAUGCUUCUCUUCCAGUCGGGGAAGCUGGAUGCCGAAGCUGCUAUGAAGCUCCUGAGUGGAGCCAAGGGCGCCACUACCGCUGCCAAACCCCCAACUCUCCCGCAACCCAAGCGGCCCCGAGAGAAUGAGGCAGCUAGCGAUGGUGACAAGCGUGCAAGGGUUGGGUCCGGCACACCUGUAGAACCCAGUGCCCCAGAAUCCAAUGCUGAGACCCUUGCCGAUGAGCUUGCUGAGAGGCAGAAGAAGCGUAACAAGAACAAGGCUCGAUUGCGCAGGUUGUGUGAGAUGAAAAAGAACGGAAAGUGUGGUGUACCGGCCUGGGUCCACGCGAUGUGGAAGUCUGGAUCGCACGAUGAGCUAGCAGAAGCGCUAGAAUCUGCGGGGUUCGAUAAGGACAAGUUUAUCCAGCAGUGCAAAACAAUCCACACAAAGAAGAACUCGAAGAAAAACACUGUCGAGUCCGGAUGGUUCUCAAAGGAGGAUAUGGUGAAAAUUCUUCAUUGGAAUGCGAAGAAGGUGGAGGGAGCUAUCAAGAGCUGCCGGAAUAAUCCUGGGGCAUUGGUCAGGAGAAACAAAUACUCCGGAGAAGAAGAAUUCAACGUGGAGGUGCGAGAGAACGCCAGCCGUGAACAGGAAGAGACCAAUGAGGAGCAAAGGAUCAGGACUGCAGAGGACACAGGUGAUCUGUCUGCGCCCGAUAUGUCUGGCAUCGCCCGCUUGAAUGAUGCUGACAUGGCACGAGAAGCACCUGAACACCAAGCCACUUCUGAGGCGCUCCAAGCGAAGGAAGUCUUCCGGCGUUUCUCUGACAGCAUCCUGUCGAAGUGUGCCAAGAUCAGAUCUCUCAUGUCCGAUCUGAAGAAGAACUAUGCUGGUGACAACCUUGCCCAGAAGUCAGUGGGUGCAUUGGAGGCAGACCUACAACUAUUGGACGGUGAGUACAACAAGUGCUCGGAUAUGAUGGCGAGGGGUGAGCAAAACGACUUUGAUCAAGCGUGGCGGGCAGCUGGAGACAAGCUCAUGAAGGAGUCAACCUUUGUGUGCACCAAAGUCGCCCAGAAUGAAGCGAAGAUCCGGAACGCAAAACGCCACUUUACCAAAGUCGUGAAAGAGGAGACUGCUGCCUGAAUGCUGAUGCACAUGAUGUGUGAAAGCACAUGCCGUGGGAUUGUGUGAUAACACAUGCCCAUGUGUGUUUGCAGGUCUUUGGCCACUGCGUCUUGAACUUUUGAUGUUUUCUCCACUCAACACUCCAUGGGAUAGAAAGGCUUGUGUUAUAAAGCCCGCUCUGUCUUGUGGCCAAAUGUGACAAAUUGGGGUACUGGAUGCAAGCUGAAAGUCAACAUCCGCCAUACUUCC
Molecule: messenger RNA, 1914 nt
Organism: Durusdinium trenchii
Lineage: Eukaryota; Dinophyceae; Suessiales; Symbiodiniaceae
Source: the annotation of a GenBank genome assembly